Tuber aestivum (summer truffle) is the source of this 527-nucleotide messenger RNA. Lineage: Eukaryota; Fungi; Ascomycota; Pezizomycetes; Pezizales; Tuberaceae. The record is from the annotation of a GenBank genome assembly.
AUGUCCGGUGGAUCCAAUUUCGUCGCGCCCGGUCAGUACCGGCAUUUACGGGCGUGUAUGGUCUGUUCAGUAGUUCAAACCCAGCAAGUAUGUUCGUUAUGGGUCGGUGGCUUCCGUACGGUAACUGACACGUGGCGCAGAAAUUUAUUAAGGAUGGCUGCCCGAACUGCGAAGAAUACCUGAACUUCCGCGGCCAACCUGACUUUGUCGACGAUUGCACUUCACCGGUUUUCGAGGGCCUUAUCACACUUCGUGACCCAAAAAACUCUUGGGUGGCUAAAUGGCAGAGGCUCGACGGAUACCGCAAGGGAAUUUAUGCUGUGAAAGUUAGCGGGAAUGUAAGCCAACCUUCAGUGUCAAAAGCCAUGAUACCACAAGGAGUCCCCCACCCCACCACUGUUCCUAAAUUGCUUACCAACCGUUUUUUUCUCUCCGAAUGAUAGCUUCCAAUAGAGGCCGCCGACCUGCUUGCUACUCACAAUAUCGAGUACCGACCUCGCGAUGGAAGUGACGUUAACCAGGAUUGA